Molecule: messenger RNA, 2106 nt
Organism: Nymphalis io (European peacock)
Lineage: Eukaryota; Metazoa; Arthropoda; Insecta; Lepidoptera; Nymphalidae
Product: elongation of very long chain fatty acids protein AAEL008004-like
Exons: 7
Coding region: 237-1103 (288 amino acids)
Biological process (GO): very long-chain fatty acid biosynthetic process; fatty acid elongation, saturated fatty acid; fatty acid elongation, monounsaturated fatty acid
Cellular component (GO): endoplasmic reticulum membrane
Molecular function (GO): fatty acid elongase activity
Source: RefSeq, a predicted model, not a curated record
CGCGUGCAGGUUGUUUAUUAUAGCCGCGCGCGCGCAUUUGCGGCUCAUUUCGUAUUGGAGAACGCCGUGCGCGCCUGGCUCGCAGCCACCAACCAGGAGCCUUCUGAAUGAGGUUCCAAAUUUAAAUUUUCAUACGAACCUAUAGUACAUUAGUGGUUUGAUAGAUUUUCGUUGUGCUUAUUUUUUAAAUAAAUAGUUGUGUUCAGUGUAAGAACUUUUUGUGGAAUUAUUUGAAAAUGAACGGGGCCGCAUCAAGUUACAACAUGUCUAUAGUGGAUUCAUACAAACGGUUCAUGGAGAGGAACAGUGAUCCUCGAACAGAGAACUGGUGGCUGAUGUCAGGCCCUGGUCCCCUGAUCACACUUCUUGCAACGUACCUAUACUUCUGCACCUCAGUUGGCCCUCGUUAUAUGAGAGAUAGGAAGCCUUACUCCUUGAAGAAUACCAUCAUUUUAUACAAUGUUUCACAGAUAUUAUUAAGCAUAUUUUUGGUUUACGAGGGCUUAGUUUCCGGUUGGUGGAGUGACUACAACUACUCCUGCCAACCGGUGGAUUAUUCAGAUAGCCCUAAAGCUCAACGAAUGGCUGCAGCAGUUUGGUGGUACUUCUUCGCAAAGAUAGUUGAAUUACUUGAUACAAUCUUUUUCGUUCUAAGAAAGAAGAAUAAACAGAUAUCAUUUUUGCAUCUCUACCAUCAUACGAUGAUGCCAAUUUGUGCUUGGAUUGGUGUCAAAUUCUUGCCGGGUGGACACGGAACUCUUCUUGGUGUGAUCAACUCCUUCAUCCACAUCAUUAUGUACACUUACUACCUAAUAUCAGGUCUUGGUCCGCAGUACCAGAAGUAUAUUUGGUGGAAGAAGCACCUCACCACUAUGCAACUGAUUCAAUUCAUGAUUAUAUUCUAUCAUAACUUCAGCGUUAUGUUCGAUGAAUGUAAUUAUCCGAAGUUCAUCAAUUUCCUACUGGCUCUCAACGCGGGCUUGUUUCUAUACAUGUUCGGUAACUUUUACUACAGGAGUUACAUGAAAGUCGGUAAUCAAGAAAAAUGUAUAGAUAACUCAAGUACCAAUAGGAUAGUUGAAAAUAAGUCAAAGGAAUGUUAGCGACUUAACAUGCUCAAAUAAUUUAAUUAUGUUUUUAAUGUGAUUUUAUUUUAUUAUAUUGUAUAUAGUUGUAAGCAAUUCAGACGAAGGUGACUGAUCUUCAUAAAAUGUAGGUAAAGGUUCUUGGCAAUAUUCCAAAUGUUUCAUUACACCAUCGAUUGUUAGAAAGUUUUGAAUUUUAAAUAUUAUGGCUUUGAGUAUUUUCUUAAAUUCUCGAUUUAAUUUUUUAAUAUAUCAACCAUAUUAACGAUAGAUGUGGCUCAUACUGUCAUAAAAGUAAGAUAAUUGAAUCUUCAGAAAAUCAUAAUAUAAAUAUAAAUAUACACAGUUCAAAAUAAGAUUAAUAUAACUGCAGAUCAUGACUCAGAUUAUUUAAGUUGUUUGUCUACAAUGAUAUAACAAAUAGUUUGUUUUAGUUUUAGGUAUCCCUACGAUUAGUGAUCACGGGCAAAAAAACACUCAUCUAAAGGACAUUUAACAACUAAUAUUACUUACAGUUACAAAUAUUUUAAAGGACAAUUUCAUUAUUUGCACGUCAAUAUUAAUUAUAUUUCUGCAUUACAUUGAAUAAAUAAAUUUCUAAAUAUUUUCAUUUUAAUUGUUAUUGUCUACAAAGUGCAAUGUUAAACAAUUAUAAUAAGGGCUUAGAUCGUGAUAGAUAGAUUUAAAGAUUGUUAUAAAUAUAUAAUUAAAAAAAAAAAAACUUUUAAAAAAUCGGUCGAAUACCUGUCUGAGGCUUAGUCAUACAUGAUAAAUACUUUUUUGUAAUUCAUAGUGAUAUUUACAAAUUACCAAAUAUAAGUUAAAAUUAUGAAAGAAAUAAUAUUAAUUGUCAUAAAAAUAAAAAUUGAAACAAAAUUGUUACCGAUAAUUAUUUAUUUUAUUUGAAUUAAUGUUAUUUUAAUAAGCGGUAAAAGUCACAUGUUACAUACUAUAUUCGAUAUGAUUAAUAAUAUAUAUUCAUACUUUUAUAUGUAAAGGUAUAUUGCAAAAAAGUAAAUAU